Messenger RNA from Seminavis robusta, 1446 nucleotides. NCBI's taxonomy places the organism in Eukaryota, Bacillariophyta, Bacillariophyceae, Naviculales, Naviculaceae. The record is from the annotation of a GenBank genome assembly.
AUGGUGGACGACAAAGACCAAGAACUGGUAGACGACAAUGACGACGACCCCUUCACUACUUAUCCCAAAGGACAUCAUCGAGUCGACACUACUGGAGAUGUGGAGCUGACGCGGCGCAGCAGUUCUGGGCGGCACUCUGAACGCGAAGAAGACGACCAAUUCUAUGAUGAACAUGACGAGAAUGACAUGGACAAGAGUGAGCAUCACACCAUAGGUUCUGCCCGAACGCCGUGGUACCUGACGGCCAUUGUGUUAUUGUCAGAAGUCAUGGGAACGGGAAUUCUUUCGCUGCCGUAUGCGGCCAAGACCUUGGGGUGGGUUUGUGUGAUUGUCUCUGUGCCUCUGUUUGCGGCCUUCUCAGCCUACUCGGGAUACCUGUUAGCAAGUGUCCAUCAGAAACAUCCCAACUUGCACAGCUUUGCCGAAGCAGCUAGCUCCUUGUUAGGCGAGAGAUUUGGAACCAUUACAAAAAUUUCCAUGUUGCUCAAUUGGGGCGCCACUGCCAUUUACUAUUUGAUUGCUACGGCUGAUGCCGUUCAUGACAUUGUGGGCCUCCAGUGUGACUAUCAGCGCGCUCUUAUUGCUUCUUUGCUGCUGAUACUGCCCUGCCAAUGCAGAGAUUUUCAUGCCAUUUCCAAGUACUUGUCAGGACCUUCAACUUGUGCUAUUAUUGUCAUGGUCUUUAUCAUCAUUGGCAAUCUGCUGUCUUCUGCUGAUGGGACUUUUGGAGACACCACGACACUGUGGCCUCCACCCGGUACCACUCCACUCCAAUUCUUGGAAGCACUGAGUGCCUUUGUUUUUGCCUAUCAAGGUCACGCCAUCUUUUUGGAACUCAUGGCCGAAAUGAAACAAGCCAGUGACUUCCCCUAUUCUUGCACAUCGGCCUACAUGCUCAUGUGUGUCAUGUACGGCCUUACCGUUAUAGCAGCCUAUGGAUUGAGAGGAGCUUCCACAGAAGAGUUCCUACCCGACAUAUUACCAGCGGGAACAGCUCGCAAAGUGGUAGGGUCGCUGGUUUGCCUCCACAUUUGCGUGUCCUAUGUGAUUGCUGGUCAACCCCUCCACAUGUGGUUGCAUGCCACUGUGUUCCCCAAAACGUAUCAAACGUCGGGGAGACAAGGCACACUCCACUGGUUGAUAGUAACCUGUGGAUUCUUGGUGUUUGGUUUCGUAGUGGGGAAUCUGAUACCCUUCUUUGCCGACGUGCAAGCACUGAUCGGAUCGCUCUUUGGGGCUCCCACCGUAUUUGGUUGGCCCGUCGCCUUUUAUUGGGCGGUGCAUAGACGGGAGGGCGCUAGCAUAGGCUUGAAUCACUCGACCGUCAUUGGUGGCCUCUUCUUGCUGGUCUUUACGCCCCUGUUCUGCAUUUUGGGAACCUCGGGUGCCAUUGCCUCCAUUGUGAGAGAUGCCGAACACGCCGCAACGCCCUUCGAAUGCGAUUGA